AAUUAUCUUUAAGUGACAUUGACACAAAAAAAAACACCAGUGACAAGUUGUUAUAUUUUGUUAUCAUUGUUGAAUUAAGUAGCUAGAAUUUUAAACAAUUAAUUAACUUCAAUAAAAAAUGUCAUACAUUUUUUUAAGAAAAACCUUCAACUCCAAUCGAUCGAGACUUCAGGAGAAAUUGACUCUGCUGGUUCUUCUUCAACAAACGAGAGAUCAAUCAACAGAAAGAAAAUCAAAUACUGCCGUCGAUUAUGAAUUUAUUCAUAAAAGUAAAAUACCAACAAUGCAUUUUCAGGCAUCAUUGCCACGAUUACCAAUUCCAAAAUUGGAAGACACAUGUCAAAGAUAUUUGAACGCACAAAAACCUUUAUUGACUGAUGAACAAUUUGCAAAGACAAAAUCUUAUGUAGAUCAUUUUUUGAAAAAUGAAGGACAAACAUUUCAAAAUGAAUUAAUAGCAACGGAUAAAAAAAAUCGACACACUAGUUAUAUUAGUGAAUAUUGGUAUGAUAUGUAUUUAAGAGAUCGUAAACCAUUGCCAAUAAAUUAUAAUCCAAUUUUAGUUUAUAAUCAAGAAACUGAUGAACGUUAUAAUGAUCAAUUGGUAAAAGCAACAAAUCUUAUUGUUUCUUCAAUUCGAUUUAUGAAAUCGCUACGAGCUGAAGUUUUAGAACCAGAAGUUUUUCAUUUAAAUCCUAAAAAAUCGAAUACAGAAUUAUUUCGUAAAGUUACAGGAAUGUUACCAUCAUGGAUUUCUUGGUAUGGAGCUUAUGCUUUUAAGGCUUUUCCAUUGGAUAUGUCACAAUAUGCAAAUUUAUUUAAUUCAACGAGAAUUCCUCAAUUGGUGAAAGAUCGAAUUUAUUUGGAUAAAUCAGCUCGUCAUUUAGUUGUAAUGAGGGGAGGAAAUUUUUAUUCAUUUGACGUAUUAAAUUCCGAUGGUACACUAGUGACACCGAAGAAAAUUGCAGCAAAUUUAAAUUUUAUUCUUCAAGAUAAAAAGGAGAUAACAAAAAAUCCUAUUGGAAUUUUAACUGGCGCUGAAAGAGAUCAAUGGGCAGAAGCGAGAGAACAUCUUUCAAAAAUUGGAAACGAUGAUAUUCUCAAAAAAAUUGAUUCAGCUGCAUUUGUUUUAAUUUUAGAUGAUGAAACUAUUGGUGAAGAAUAUAAAAAACUCGUACAUCAUUUUCUUCAUGGUGAUGGAAAAAAUCGAUGGUUUGAUAAAUCAUUUUCUCUUAUUAUCACAAAAGAUGGUUAUGCUGGUGUGAAUUUUGAACAUUCUUGGGGUGACGGAGUUGCUAUUCUUAGAUAUUUUCAAGACAUUAAAGCAGACAUUUCUAAACAUUUAUGGUUUCGACCUGAGGAUAGAGUUUUAAUAUCAAAUAUAAAUCCAGACGUGGAAUCAUUAGAAUUUAAAUUAGAUGAAAAAGUGAAAAAUGUAAUUCAAUUAGAGGGGAAAAAAUAUAAGGAAUGGACAGAUUCAUUAAGUGUUGAUUAUAUGAUAUAUGAAGGAUUUGGUAAAGAUGAAGUUAAAAAAUUUGGCAUCAGUCCCGAUGCAAUAAUGCAAUUAACAUUUCAAUUGGCAUUUUAUAAACAAGAAGGAAAAAGUGUUGCAAGUUAUGAAUCAUGUAGUACUGCCGCUUUUAAACAUGGACGCACAGAAACAGUGAGACCUUGUACGGAACAAACAAAAAAUGUUUGUUCAAUUUUAGCUGAUAAAUCGACAAAAAUUUCUAAUGCCGAAUUGAAAAAAAUGAUUAUUGAUUGUAGUAAGGCACAUACUGAACUUGUGAAAAAUGGCGCAAUGGGUCAAGGUUUUGAUAGACAUCUUUUUGCAUUAAGAAAAAUGCAAGAGGAAUUUGGUGAGAAUAAAUCGGCGCUUUUUGAAGAUCCAGCGUUUUCAGCAAUAAAUUAUAAUAUUAUAUCCACGUCAACAUUAUCAACACCAAUUUUGUUAGCCGGUGGAUUUGGGCCAGUUGUUCCUGACGGUUACGGAAUUGGAUAUAUGAUUCAGGAUAAAAGAUUAGGUGCAGUUGUAACAAGUUAUUCACAGCAUAGAAAAGCAAGUGAAUAUGUUAAAAAUCUUCAAGCAGCAAUUGAAGAUCUUCAUAGAGUGAUGAUUUCGCCUUAAAAAAUUUUAUUAAAAAGAGACUCGAUCAUGUUGAUCUAAAUAUUUCUUUUUAAAUUGUCAAUUUAUGAACUUUAUAAAAAGUUCUUGGGAAAUAAUUUAUUAUAUAGCCAAUAGAAUAUUUUUUGACACUAUAUAGAAAAAGUUUUACUGUUAUACAAUUUGUUAUACAUACUUUUUUAUAUAUAUAUAACGACUUUAUACAGAGUUUUUAUAAAUUUUUAAAAUAAAUUAUAUACAUAUUUUA
Messenger RNA from Leptopilina boulardi, 2372 nucleotides. RefSeq names its product carnitine O-palmitoyltransferase 2, mitochondrial-like (gene CPT2). Gene Ontology annotation, biological process: fatty acid beta-oxidation. Gene Ontology annotation, cellular component: mitochondrion. Gene Ontology annotation, molecular function: carnitine O-palmitoyltransferase activity. The transcript has 7 exons. Bases 119 to 2128 code for a protein of 669 amino acids. The record is from RefSeq and is a predicted model, not a curated record. NCBI's taxonomy places the organism in Eukaryota, Metazoa, Arthropoda, Insecta, Hymenoptera, Figitidae.